Molecule: messenger RNA, 549 nt
Organism: Mustela erminea (ermine)
Lineage: Eukaryota; Metazoa; Chordata; Mammalia; Carnivora; Mustelidae
Product: olfactory receptor-like protein OLF4
Exons: 2
Coding region: 1-549 (182 amino acids)
Biological process (GO): G protein-coupled receptor signaling pathway
Cellular component (GO): membrane
Molecular function (GO): olfactory receptor activity; G protein-coupled receptor activity
Source: RefSeq, a predicted model, not a curated record
AUGUACCUGAUCACCGUGUUUGGAAACCUGCUUAUCAUCCUGGCCAUUAGCACAGACCCUAACCUCCACACCCCCAUGUACUUCUUCCUGGCCAACCUGUCCUUUGUAGACAUCUGCUUCACCUCCACAACCAUCCCCAAGAUGCUGUGGAACAUCCAGACUCAGAGUAAAGUCAUAACCUACACAGGCUGUGUUACUCAGAUUUAUUUCCUUAUACUUUUUGCUGUGUUGGAUGUCUUUCUCCUGAGUGUGAUGGCCUAUGACCGCUUUGUGGCCAUCUGUCACCCCCUGCACUACACGGUCAUCAUGAACCCUAAGCUCUGUGGACUGCUGGUUCUGAUGUCCUGGGUCACUGUUGUCUGUUUAUUUUAUUGUACAAUGCUUGGUGUGUACCUUAGCUCUGCUGCUACCCAGAGCUCCCAUGCAAGUGCAGUGGCCUCAGUGAUGUACACGGUGGUCACGCCCAUGUUGAACCCCUUCAUCUACAGUCUGAGGAACAGAGACAUAAAGAGCGGUCUGAGAAGAAUCAUUGGGGUUCCAGUGAUGUAA